UCCCACGCCGGCGCGUCCCGGCAGAUGGCGGCGUCCAAGACAGAGGGUGCGGCGCCUGGGGUAGGCUUCCCGCGGCGCAUGGCCCGCAGGAAACGCGGAGCCGGACGCGGGCCCCGCCGCGGGCCUGGGGGCGGCGGGGAUGGGGCCCUGAAGCGGCUAAAACUGGCUGUGGAGGAGUUCGUGCAGGCGACCUCGAAGGGCGAGACCCCCGGCGGCUGCGAGGGGCCCGCGGUGCAGGGUCGCAGGCGCCCGGGCGGGAGGAAAAGCCGCAGGGAACUGAGGAAGGAAAAGCGGCACCUGAGGAAGGCGCGCCGGCUCCAGCGGACUGCAGGCCCCAGGCAGGGCCCGGGCUCGGGCGGCGGAGCCGGGGGAAAGAGCGGGCCGUGGGCAGAGGCGGAGCAGGGGAAGGGCGGCCGGCCGGCCCCGCGGGCUUCAGAGGGGCUGCCUCCUCCACAGGCCCAGGCCUCCUCGGUCCGGGCCCCGGCGCCCCCUGCCCCGGCCCGGCGGCCCCCUGGGAGGACCACGGCCCCCGCAGCCGCCGCCGCCGCUGCUGCGCGGAAACGGGCACUUCUGGCGGCCAACGAAGAGGAAGACCGGGAGAUCCGAAAGCUGGAGCGGUGCCUCGGCCUGAACAAGCGCAGAAAGAAGGGCGACGGGAGCUCCGUGCCGCUCAGCUUUGCGCGCGACGGGCUCGACUACAUUCUGGGAGCUCUGGCGUCUGGGAGAAACAGUGGCUUAUAUGAAAGCAGCGAGGAGGAGGAAGAGGAUGCGGGACAGACGGCCCCCGAAAGUGAUGUAGAGAGUGACCCAGAGGACGACCGGGAGGGGGAGGACGUGGGAGGGGAGAGCGAGGGCGAGUUGGGAGCGCAGAGCGAGGACGAGGAGGGAGAGGAGGGGGACAUGGAGGGGGGUGAAGACGACCAAGAAGAGGAAGAGCGAAAAGCCGGAGGAGCCGAAGGGAGAGCGGAGGAGAAAGGGAGGAAAAAGAGAGUCCGUUUUGCUGAAGAUGGAGAGAGGAGUGAAAAUGCGUCAAAGGACGUUAGCACAACCGACCAGCAGAGUCUUUGUGAAAAUGGUGGAAAGUACAUCCCGCCUCACGUGAGGCGAGCAGAGGAGACGGUGGAUGCUCAGAGAAAGGAAGUCCUGGAAAGGCUAAAGAAACAGGUCAAAGGUCUGAUGAACAGGUUGAGCGAGCCGAACGUGGCCUCCAUAAGCGGCCAGCUGGAGGAGCUGUACAUGGCGCACAGCCGGAAGGACAUGAGCGACACAGUGACGGAUGUCCUCCUGAGCGCCUGCGCCCCCGCCGAGGCCAUGCCCAGCAGGCUGCUGAUGGAGCACGUGCUCCUGGUCAGCAUCCUGCACCGCACGGUCGGGAUCGAGGUCGGCGCCCACUUUCUGGAGGCCGUGGUGAGGCGCUUUGACGACGUCUACAGGAGCGGCCGUGAGGGGAAGGAGUGCGACAACCUGCUCACCAUCAUCGCCCACUUGUACAACUUCCACGUGGUGCAGGCGUGCCUCAUCUUUGACGUUUUGAGGAAGCUCGUUGGAACGUUCACCGAAAAAGACAUCGAACUGAUCCUGCUGAUGCUGAGAAACGUGGGCUUCUCGCUGAGAAAAGACGAUGCUCUGUCCCUUAAGGAGCUGAUCACGGAGACCCAGGCCAGAGCCAGCGAGGCCGGCGGCCGGUUCCGGGACCAGACCAGGGUCCGGUUCAUGCUGGAGACCCUGCUGGCCCUGAAGAACAACGACGUGCGGAAGAUCCCGGGCUACGACCCCGAGCCGGUGGAGAGGCUGCGCAAGCUGCAGAGAGCCCUGGUGCGCGGCGCUGGCUCAGGGACAGAAACCCAGCUGCGAGUGUCCUGGGACAGCGUCCUGAACGCCGAGCGGACCGGGCGCUGGUGGAUCGUGGGGUCUGCGUGGAGCGGUGCCCCAAUGAUCGAUGGGGGUCAGCAGAAGACCCCGCCGAAGCCGCUCACGGGGACGGUCAGCGCGAAAAUACUAGAACUUGCCCGAAAGCAGAGAAUGAACACCGACAUCCGGAGAAACAUAUUCUGCACCAUCAUGACGAGUGAAGAUUUCCUGGACGCCUUUGAGAAGCUUCUGAAGCUUGGACUUAAGGAUCAGCAGGAGAGAGAAAUCGUGCACGUGCUCGUGGACUGCUGCCUUCAGGAGAAGGCCUACAACCCUUUCUACGCCUUCCUGGCCGGCAAGCUCUGUGACCACGAGAGGAGGUUUCAGAUGACUUUCCAAUUCAGCAUAUGGGACAAAUUUCGAGACCUAGAAAAUUUGCCAGCCACCAAUUUCUCUAAUUUGGUUCAUCUGGUGGCCCAUUUGUUGAAGACAAAAUCGCUGCCACUUUCCAUCUUAAAGGUCGUCGAAUUCAGUGAACUGGACAAACCCAGAGUCCACUUUUUACGAAAAGUGUUGCAUAUCCUGCUAAUGGAAACGGAAGUGGAAGACCUUGGUUUAAUCUUUGCGAGGGUCUCCGACAAGCCUGCCCUAGGCCUGCUGCGGGAGGGCCUGAAGCUGUUCAUCAGCCACUUCCUGCUGAAGGGCAGCCAGGCCCCCGGGAGCGCCGAGGAGGCCAGCGCGCUGCGGGAGAGAGCCGGGCUCUGCACGAGGGCUCUGCAGGGUGGGGCUACCCUGCGGAUGUAGCUGGGCCCCGGGGACCCGGGAGGACGGGGCCUGCCUGAGCGCUGUGCGUACAGCUCGGGGGAGCUAUGGCCCAGUCUCUCGGACUGAAAACAGCACAUUCAGGUCCACGGUCAUACUGGAUUUGUGUUUUGAUCUGAUCUCUAGGAGGGGGCCGGGGGAGGGUGGCAGGCCCUGGGCCGCCUUCUUAAGUUGAUGAGACUGGGCUGGGGGUGUGCCCGUGUCUUUAUGUUAUUUAUAGACCAACUAGGCCUCUAGAGGGUGCCGUUAUAAAGAACCGGGUGUGUAUUUA
Phacochoerus africanus (Common warthog) is the source of this 2944-nucleotide messenger RNA. It is a transcript of the gene NOM1, whose product is annotated as nucleolar protein with MIF4G domain 1. The transcript has 11 exons. The coding region runs from base 25 to 2655 and encodes 876 amino acids. Gene Ontology annotation, molecular function: RNA binding; protein binding. Gene Ontology annotation, biological process: ribosomal small subunit biogenesis. Lineage: Eukaryota; Metazoa; Chordata; Mammalia; Artiodactyla; Suidae. Gene Ontology annotation, cellular component: nucleolus. The record is from RefSeq and is a predicted model, not a curated record.